Drosophila gunungcola (fruit fly) is the source of this 1394-nucleotide messenger RNA. It is a transcript of the gene Mics1, whose product is annotated as growth hormone-inducible transmembrane protein. The record is from RefSeq and is a predicted model, not a curated record. NCBI's taxonomy places the organism in Eukaryota, Metazoa, Arthropoda, Insecta, Diptera, Drosophilidae. Bases 171 to 1247 code for a protein of 358 amino acids. The transcript has a single exon. Gene Ontology annotation, cellular component: mitochondrial inner membrane.
UUACCCUUACAAAAUACUUCUAAGCAUAUUUGAUCGGACUUCUCUCAAAAUUUGGUUUCCAAAAUUGUUGACUCUUACUAAUGAAACAAGGUUGAAAAUUUAAUAAAGCUUAUAAAGCUAGAAAUAGGUUAUUAGUUAUAAAACAAAUCAAUUUGAACUCGGUUUUCGCCAUGCUUUUGGCCCGUUUAACCCAUGUGCUGCAGGGAAGAUCGCUGCGUCUCUUUGGCCAGACUGGAGGCGCUCGUCUUUGGAGCUCCACCCAGCCCCAGAUGAGGAGCAAUCCUCGGGCGACGCCGGCCGUAGUGCCCAAGAGGGAUGUGCCGGGGCCGGGGAUGAGGAAGUAUUCCAGGGGGUCCAGGGAUCGCGACCGGUCCCACUUGGAGAGCCGCACCAGAGGACCCUCUCUCAAGGAUCGCCUGAUGGGUCCGCCCAGCGAAAACGCCUAUUCCAUGGGCAAGGGGGCCGCGGCAGGAGCGGCCCUGAUGGGCCUCGUGGGUCUGUGCUACUACGGCCUGGGCCUCUCCAACCAGCCCAGCAUCUAUGACCGCUCGGUGGUGUGGCCCCAGUACGUGAGGGAUCGAAUCCACGCCACCUACGCCUACUUCGGGGCAUCCUGCGGGGUGUCAGCCGCUUCGGCCGUGGCCUUCUUCCAGUCGGACGCCAUGAUGGCGCUGCUGACGCGUUCCGGGUGGAUCGCAUCACUGGUGACCCUCGGACUGGUGAUGCUCAGUGGAGCCGUCGCCCAGGGCUUGGACUAUGAGCCCGGGUUCGGGGCCAAGCAGCUGGCCUGGGUGGCCCACUGCGCCGUUUUGGGGGCCGUGCUGGCGCCCAUGUGCCUGCUGGGCGGACCCAUUCUGACCAAGGCCCUGCUCUACACCGGCGGCAUCGUGGGCGCCCUGUCCACAGUGGCCGCCUGCGCGCCGAGCGAGAAGUUCCUGCACAUGGGCGGGCCGCUGGCCAUCGGACUGGGGGUGGUCUUCGCCUCGUCGCUGGCCUCCAUGUGGCUGCCGCCCACGACUGCGGUGGGGGCGGGGCUGGCCAGCAUGUCCCUGUACGGCGGACUGAUCCUCUUCAGCGGGUUCCUGCUCUACGACACCCAGAGGAUCGUCAAGGCGGCGGAACUGCAUCCGCAGUACAGCAGCUCACUGUACGACCCCAUCAAUCACGCUUUGGCUAUUUACAUGGACGCCCUGAACAUCUUCAUACGUAUUGCCAUUAUUUUGGCAGGAGAUCAGAAGCGAAAGUAAAGCCAUCGAUAUUCCCGCAAUAGUUGGCCUCCUUUGCGUACAAAUUCAAAAUACCCAGGCACUUGGAUCGGUAAUUUGAAAAAGUCUAACACCAAAAGCAAAUCAACUUAAAUCCGGAAAUCUUAUAAAUAUAAGAUAGGAAAAAUU